ACCGAGCUGACUUCUGAGUUUUGGGGCAGGAUUUCAGGACCGUUAGCAUCGAAGCGCGACCCCCGCAAACGCUAAGAACUAGCAGCAGCCGUGUGUCCAUGGACCCUCUGUGCCGUCCGCGUAACGAAUGCCCAAAGCAUCCUUCCCUCGCCUCUCCCCGCACAAUGUACGAGACAAGAUUUGCUUAAAAAAAAAAAAAAAAAAAAAAAAACGUGCGGCGGGGAUUUUCCUCCGCCGGUAUUUUAUCGUGCCGGUGGGACGGAGGGGUGGGACCCCUCUCGUGGCUGUCAGCCGUACCGGCGGUGGCGGGGGACUGUCGCCUCCCCUGCUCGCCCCGCCCCGCCCCGUCCCGCCCCGUCCUGCCGAGCCUACUGACCGUGCCGGCAGCCGCGGCCGCACUCGCCACCGCCGCCACCAUGACGGACCGCUCCACCUUCGACACCAAUGUCAUCACCAUGACCCGCUUCGUGAUGGAGGAAGGCAGGCGGGCGAAGGGCACCGGGGAGUUCACGCAGCUCCUCAACUCGCUCUGCACGGCCAUCAAAGCCAUCUCCACCGCCGUCCGUAAAGCGGGCAUUGCCAACCUCUAUGGAAUUGCUGGGUCUACCAAUGUGACUGGAGAUCAAGUAAAAAAGCUGGAUAUUCUUUCCAAUGACCUGGUGAUUAACAUGCUCAAGUCAUCCUUCAGUACAUGUGUUAUUGUGUCUGAAGAAAACAAAGAUGCUGUGAUAGUAGAAACUGAAAAACAGGGUAAAUACAUAGUCUGCAUAGACCCUCUAGAUGGCUCGUCGAACAUUGACUGUCUUGUUUCCAUUGGGACCAUCUUUGCAAUUUAUAGAAAGGUGUCCCCUGAUGAACCUUCUGGGAAAGAUGCUUUACAGCCUGGACGCAAUCUUGUGGCAGCUGGCUAUGCACUCUAUGGGAGUGCCACCAUGCUGGUACUGGCCACUUCUGCUGGAGGUGUCAACUGUUUCAUGCUGGAUCCGGCAAUUGGAGAAUUCAUUUUGGUGGAAAGAGAUGUGAAAAUCAAAAAGAAGGGAAAUAUCUACAGUCUCAAUGAAGGCUAUGCUAAAUAUUUUGAUCCUGCCGUCACAGAGUAUCUCAAAAAGAAAAAAUUCCCUGAGGAUGGCAGUUCACCGUAUGGUGGGAGGUACAUAGGAUCUAUGGUGGCAGACGUGCAUCGCACACUGGUGUAUGGAGGAAUCUUCCUGUAUCCUGCAAACUCCAAAAGUCCCAAAGGAAAGCUGAGACUGCUCUAUGAAUGCAAUCCUAUGGCUUUUGUUAUUGAGAAGGCUGGGGGAAUAGCAACAACUGGUCAUCAAGCAGUGCUGGAUAUAGUGCCUGAGGAUAUCCACCAAAGAGUGCCUGUUGUUUUGGGGUCGCCUGAUGAUGUGAAGGAGUACCUUGAGAUAGUCAAGAAGCAUUCAGCUAAGUAAAGAAAGUUUGCUG
This is a messenger RNA of Cinclus cinclus, 1449 nucleotides long. Its product is annotated as fructose-1,6-bisphosphatase 1. The coding region runs from base 417 to 1436 and encodes 339 amino acids. The transcript is spliced from 7 exons. The record is from RefSeq and is a predicted model, not a curated record. Gene Ontology annotation, molecular function: fructose 1,6-bisphosphate 1-phosphatase activity. Gene Ontology annotation, cellular component: cytoplasm; cytosol. Gene Ontology annotation, biological process: fructose 1,6-bisphosphate metabolic process; gluconeogenesis; fructose 6-phosphate metabolic process. NCBI's taxonomy places the organism in Eukaryota, Metazoa, Chordata, Aves, Passeriformes, Cinclidae.